AUGUCCUCAUCAAAUCCGAAAUCUCACGAGAAGCUGUUCGAGGGUGUUCGUAAUUCGGCUACGGGAAUUCAUACGGUGUCCAGCAACCCCCAUCCUGCUCAAUAUCAUGACAAUUGCAUCUCUAUGCUCGCUGCUCCGCCGUAUCAUCAUUUCCCUCCUCCGAUCCCCGAGCCCUGGAAAUCCGGCAUCUGUGGCUGCUUCUCCGAUAUGAACAGCUGCUGCUUAACAUUCUUCUGUCCAUGCAUUACUUUUGGCCAGAUUGCUGAGAUCGUAGAUAAAGGCUCUAUAUCUUGCGCGGUAAGUGGAGUAAUUUACACGGCGAUAUAUUGUUUGACUGGUUGUGCUUGCAUCUAUUCCUGCUUGUAUCGUUCCAAACUGAGGCACCAGUAUUAUUUGGAGGAGAAACCUUGUUAUGAUUGUUUUGUUCAUUUCUUCUGCGAGUCCUGCGCCUUGUGCCAGGAGUACCGUGAACUCCAAAGUCGCGGUUUCAACAUGGCCAUCGGAUGGCAAGGAAAUACGGAUGGGAGGAACUAUGAUAUGGCAAUGGCUCCAGCCCCCCCAACGGUGGAGGGAGGCAUGAGUCGGAUAUAA
Molecule: messenger RNA, 591 nt
Organism: Fragaria vesca subsp. vesca
Lineage: Eukaryota; Viridiplantae; Streptophyta; Magnoliopsida; Rosales; Rosaceae
Product: protein PLANT CADMIUM RESISTANCE 2-like
Exons: 4
Coding region: 1-591 (196 amino acids)
Source: RefSeq, a predicted model, not a curated record